Paramecium tetraurelia is the source of this 2030-nucleotide messenger RNA. RefSeq lists its product as uncharacterized. Gene Ontology annotation, biological process: mitochondrial electron transport, cytochrome c to oxygen. Lineage: Eukaryota; Ciliophora; Oligohymenophorea; Peniculida; Parameciidae. The transcript is spliced from 9 exons. Gene Ontology annotation, cellular component: mitochondrial envelope. The record is from RefSeq and is a predicted model, not a curated record.
AUGAUAUUCGGAUAUAAUUAUUAAUAAAAUAAAGAUUUAAAUAUGCUGAGGUUAGUGAGUAAGAAGUCAUUCUCCUCUACAUUUAAUGUGUUGGAUACAUUCAAGACUCUAAAAAGUGUGAUUACAGCCCCAAUCAGGCAUAUAAAGUCAUAUGUACGAUAAGAUGGUGUGCACAGUUCAAUGACACCAAAUUUGACUUAUCAGGCAUUUGAUGAAGUGCUUCAUGAAUAUUAUGCUGCCUAUUCUGGAAAUCCUUUCCAUUUACAAGUUUACAAUAACUUAGAUAAUAUCUAAACAGUCAACUUUGGUACAGUAGACAACCCCUGCGUGAUUUUCACCGCUGAUACUCCCUUCAGAUAUGUUGGAUGCACUGGUUUGCAGAAUGAAGAUGAUUAUGAACAACACGAAAUCCAUCUCUUUAUGCUUAGAGAAGGUCCAUUAUAGAGAUGCCCAAUGUGCGGUCAAGUUUUCAAACUAGUCAGACUCAGAUAAUAAGAAGAUGAGGAAAUGUCCUACUAUAGAGAUUCAUUCCAUCCUAUUGAUAUCUUUGAAUUGGAUAAUGAAAAUAUUUAAUCCAUUAAUAUUGCUUCCCUGUUUGAAAGUGCAUUGUAUGAAUAAAACAUCAUGGUAACAAUGGAUAACGAUGUACACGAUAGAUUACUAGUUGAUCCAGCCUAUAGAAUGUGGAGAUUUUAGCACGGUGAAGAUAAAUUAAAAUACAUCGAUUAAUAAUUGAAAUAAGCAGGCUACAAUGAAGAAAGAAUCUACAGAAAUCCAAAAUACAAAUUACCUAUGUAAAAGGCUACAUAUGCUGCUGUCAUUGAAGCAGAGAAAGUGUUGGCUAUCUAAGAGAGAUUAGAAAGAAAAGUGAACAGAUUCCAUGUUAGAGAAUAUCUUGAUUUUGCUAAUCAUGCCAGAAGAGAAAGAAGAAUGAGAUUAAGAUAAAAGGAAAGAUGGGAGAAUAAUUACACUUACUUCUAUGGAGGUCUUACUGAAGAAGAACAAUUAUACAAUGAUUACUUUGAAACAGAUCAAGAAUUAUACAAGGAUGACGAAUAAGUUGAAUAGAGAAUUGAUGAGGCUGUUGCUUAAGUUGAUCCUAAAUAUAGUCCUCUCAGAUUUGACUUCUAAGAAGCCUAUACUCAUAAUCCUGAAGAAGAUUAAACUUCACUUCUUGAAAAGAAAUUGUGGAGAUUCAAAUAUAGAUUAGCAUUUGAUUGCACCAAAGAUUAUUAAGCUAGAGAAAGAAGAUUGAUUGAAAGACAUUUGGCAAGAAUGACCAAAGACCCAGAAUAUGUCGCUGUCUUCAAGAAUCUAUAAAGUGCAGUUAAAUCUGAAAAUGAAUUUGCACUCUUAUCGGCUGAAAAGGACUAUUACAAUCUUGCAGCUAAGGAAGGAUUCCUUUAAUACAAGGAUUACUUUGAAGGAGAUUCAUCAGCUGAAAUCGAAUUAGUUGAAGAAUUAUACAAGGCAUCACCUUUGGCUUUCAGCAAAAUCUUUUCUAAUAAGAAGGAUUCUAGAAAUUCCGCUAAAAGAGCUUGGAAUGACAGUCUUGGAUUAAUUUAAAAUUAUGUUUUGGAUUUCUAAGACUUCUCAUCUAAUAUUGUACCAAAAGCUUAAAAAUUGGCUAAUUAUGCUGGUUUAUAAAACGUACUUCCUGCAGAAGAAUAAGAGUUGGUCAAACUUGGUUUAGAUAAAACUGAAUAAAUUGCAAGAUAAAAAAUUGCAUAAGCAUAAGAAAAACCAUAAUUAAAUGAACCACCUAAAUAAGCAGAAAAAUAAGCAUCUCCAAAAGUUGAAUAAUAAUAAUAAUAAUAGAAGCCAUAAUAAUAAUAAUAAUAAUAAUAAUAGAAGCCAUAAUAAUAAUAAUAAUAAUAAUAAUAAUAAUAAUAAUAGUAAUAAUAAUAAUAAUAAUAAUAUAAUAAUAAUAAUAAUAAUAAUAGUAAUAAUAAUAAUAAUAAAAGAAAAGGACCUUUUAACAAAAAGAAAUGAUAAUUUAAUUAUUAAAACAAAAACAAAAUAUUUAUUUU